Molecule: messenger RNA, 1949 nt
Organism: Cornus florida
Lineage: Eukaryota; Viridiplantae; Streptophyta; Magnoliopsida; Cornales; Cornaceae
Exons: 8
Coding region: 128-1672 (514 amino acids)
Biological process (GO): translational initiation
Cellular component (GO): cytoplasm; eukaryotic translation initiation factor 3 complex
Molecular function (GO): translation initiation factor activity
Source: RefSeq, a predicted model, not a curated record
CUCUUCUUCAGUUCUUUAGGGCAAAACACACGCGCGCACACUCUCUCUCCCGACUGUUAUCAAUAAACCCUAUCUCACAACUCUAUCUUUCUCUCUGUCUCUCGCGAGAAACCCACAUCGAUCGACAAUGGACUUCGAAGAUUCAGCGACUUACCCUCAGCAACAAGACUCACUCGGCUACGAUCCGAACUUCGUCCCUGACUCAGUGAAGUCCUUCGUGGUGCACUUGUAUCGACACAUACGCGAGAAGAAUGUGUACGAGAUCCACCAGAUGUACGAGACCUCCUUCCAAACCCUAAGCGACCGCAUGUUCAAGGACACCCCAUGGCCCUCCGUCGACGCCGUCGCUCAGUACGUCGACAACGACCACGUUUUCUGUUUGCUCUACCGCGAGAUGUGGUUCCGACAUUUGUAUGCAAGAUUGUCGCCCACUCUCAAGCAGAGGAUUGAUUCUUGGGACAAUUACUGUAGUCUGUUUCAGGUGGUGUUGCACGGUGUGGUGAAUAUGCAGCUACCGAACCAGUGGUUGUGGGACAUGGUGGAUGAGUUCGUGUAUCAGUUUCAGUCCUUUUGCCAGUAUCGGGCCAAGAUGAAAAGCAAGACGGAGCAGGAAAUUGCGCUUCUUCGUCAAUUUGAUCAGGCUUGGAAUGUGUAUGGUGUGCUCAACUUCUUGCAAGCACUUGUGGAGAAGUCCCUGAUCAUUCAAAUUCUGGAGCAAGAGAAGGAAGGCCUUGAACAAUUCACCGCCACUGACGGAUAUGAUUACAAUGGUGGAAGUAAUGUCUUGAAGGUCUUGGGAUAUUUCAGCAUGGUGGGCUUGCUGCGAGUCCAUUGUCUUCUGGGGGAUUAUCACACUGGUCUAAAGUGCUUGCUUCCCAUUGACAUAAGUCAACAAGGAGUUUAUACCAGUGUUAUUGGAAGCCACAUUACCACCAUAUAUCAUUAUGGGUUUGCGAAUCUUAUGUUGCGGAGAUAUGUUGAAGCAAUUCGAGAAUUCAAUAAGAUUCUAUUAUACAUUUAUAAGACAAAGCAAUAUCAUCAGAAAUCUCCUCAGUACGAGCAGAUUUUGAAGAAGAAUGAGCAGAUGUAUGCCCUGCUGGCAAUUUGUCUCUCUCUUUGCCCUCAAGUGAAGCUUGUUGAGGAGACUGUGAACUCUCAAUUGCGGGAGAAAUAUGGUGAGAAAAUGUUGAGAAUGCAGAGAUAUGAUGAUGAGGCAUUUGCUCUAUAUGAUGAGCUCUUCUCAUAUGCAUGCCCCAAGUUUAUUACUCCCUCAGCUCCAAGUUAUGAGGAGCCUCUUGUAAAUUAUAACCAGGAUGCCUAUAGACUUCAGUUAAAGCUGUUCCUUUAUGAAGUGAAGCAGCAACAGUUAUUAUCAGGUGUCCGGACCUUCUUGAAGGUGUACUCGACCAUCUCCCUUGGGAAGCUUGCGAAUUACAUGGAAGUGGACGAACCCACUCUAAGGACAAUUCUGAUGACAUACAAGCACAAAACACACUCUGCUGAUUCUGAAGGAAAAAUCAUCUCCAAUGCGGAUAUUGAUUUUUACAUUGAUGAUGACAUGAUUCACAUUGUGGAAUCUAAACCAACCAAGAGAUAUGGGGAUUACUUUUUGCGUCAGAUUGUUAAGCUUGAAGGAGUGAUGACUGAUAUGGACAGGAUAAAGCUGGAUUGAGUUUCCCGUCUCUGUUUGGUCUAUGCCCUCGUCUCUUUUGGGUUUUUAUGUUAGUUGGAAGAGUUUUUUUUUGCCCCCUCUAGUUCUGGAUCUAAAAAGCCCUAUUUUGACUUGGUGAAUGUGGUUGGCUAUUUACAAUGUAAUUUUAGUUUCUUGUCUUGUAUUUGCGGAAAGAUGGCCUCUGUAAGAGAUAAACCAGAGUAGAUUUAAUCAAUUCUAGUAUCUGAGAAUCUCCCCUCUCAUAUAAAAAUAGUUGGACAACUUUUUUAUUUUCACA